Molecule: messenger RNA, 1263 nt
Organism: Acanthamoeba castellanii str. Neff
Lineage: Eukaryota; Discosea; Longamoebia; Acanthamoebidae
Product: 5'nucleotidase, C-terminal domain containing protein
Exons: 12
Coding region: 1-1263 (420 amino acids)
Biological process (GO): nucleotide catabolic process
Molecular function (GO): hydrolase activity
Source: RefSeq, a predicted model, not a curated record
AUGUCGGCAUCUCGUCUGGGCAACGUCCACAAGGGUGCGCACAUGGUCCAUCUCUUCAACGAGAUGGGCGUCGACUAUGAGUCCAAGUUCAAGUGGCUCGGUACCAAUGUGCUGACGCCCGAGGGCAAGCCGUUCGGAGGUUCCAGCUGGAUAGACGUUCGCGAAUACCCGCUGAGGGGCAACAAUGGCGAUGACGUGCUGCGAGUGGGGCUGUUUGGCGUCUGCACCUUGGCCACCCCGAACCUUUCGUUCCCCGACGCGGAUGUCACCUUCGCACCCAUCAUUGCAUCCGCCAAGGACGCGGUCAAAGCUCUGUUGGAGGAGCACAAGGUGGACGUCAUCAUCGCUGUCACCCACAUUUCCUUGCCGCAGGACAAGGAACUAGCCACCAAGGUCCCGGAGAUCGACAUAAUUAUUGGAGGCCACGACCAUGUGCCCUACUGUCUCUUCGAACACAAGGUGUUCAUCAUGAAGGUCGGCCAAAACGCAGAGUACCUGGGCAGAAUCGACAUCAACUACACCCGAAAUGAUCUUGCCAAGCCCAACGCCCAGGGCCGUGAGAAAGGGUUCAUUUCACUCGACUGGAAGGUGAAGGCCAACAGAAGAAUCCCCUCUGAUGAGAGAAUUGACGCUGUCAUCAGGUCGUAUACGGAGACGCACGACGAAGCGCUUCGCCAGCCCAUCGCCACUGUCGUCACCGCGCUCGAUAGCACACAAACACGGUCAAAGGAGUCAACAAUGGCCAACUUCCUCACCGAUGCGCUGUGCGAGACAUUCAAUGCUGAUUUGGCCAUAAUCAACGGAGGGUUCAUUCGAGGAAACAGGGUCUACGAGCAGGGCUACUCGUUCACUCUGGGCGAUGUGGAGCGCGAGUUCCCCUUCCCCAAGAAACCCUUCUUCAUCGAAACACUCGGCAAGGAAAUCUGGGAGGCUCUCGAGACGGGCGUUCGCGCAGUGGAAGAACGGGCUGGGUUCUUCCUGCACCUUUCGAAGGGCUGGACCUACAGUUUUGACCCGCGGAAGCCGCCAGGCCAGCGCAUCAUCAGUGUACAGCACAACGGCGAAGAUUUGGCACUGGACCGAAGUUACAGAGUCGUGAUCACUGAGUAUAUGCGAGGCGGAGGCGAUGGCUUCGAGUCACUCAAGCGCGGCACGGUGCUCAAGACCAGCGACCUCAAGAUAAGCGAGAUCCUCACCCGGUACAUCAUCGACAAGAAGGAGAUCGCGCCCGUCCUCGAGGGCAGGGUUGUGUAUAUUCACUGA